Messenger RNA from Aspergillus puulaauensis, 1608 nucleotides. Its product is annotated as flavin-containing monooxygenase. The transcript is spliced from 4 exons. The record is from RefSeq and is a predicted model, not a curated record. Gene Ontology annotation, molecular function: N,N-dimethylaniline monooxygenase activity; NADP binding; flavin adenine dinucleotide binding. The coding region runs from base 1 to 1608 and encodes 535 amino acids. Lineage: Eukaryota; Fungi; Ascomycota; Eurotiomycetes; Eurotiales; Aspergillaceae.
AUGCUAAUCGACACCGACGUCCUUGUUAUUGGCGCUGGCCUGUCUGGAGUGGGUUUUGCUAUUCGACUCCAGCAAAAGUAUCCGCGGGCGACUUUUGAGAUUUACGAAAAGGCCGAGGCACUGGGAGGGACGUGGUGGGCGAAUACAUAUCCUGGAUGCGCUUGCGAUGUUCCAUCGCAUCUUUAUUCUUACUCUUUCGCACUGAAUCCAGAAUGGAGCGAGCAGUUUGCGCCUCAGGCUGAGAUUGAUGCCUACUGCCGCGCUGUAGCAGAGAAGUACGAUAUAUCUCGGCAUAUUAUAUUUCGCUCGACUGUUCAAAGGGCGACAUUUGACCAGGAAUCGGGGACCUGGGUUGUGAGGAUCCUUGACCAGCACUCUGGCCAGGUGUAUGAAAGACGUGCGAGAGUCCUGAUUUCAGCGGUUGGCAUACCUUCGGAGCCCAAUGACUGCCAUAUUCCCGGUGCGGGUGAUUACCAGGGAAAGCUAUUCCACAGCGCCCGCUGGGACCAAUCUUUUGACUGGGCUGGGAAGUAUGUGGUGGUAGUUGGCAAUGGUUGCAGCGCGACACAAUUCGUGCCAAUCUUGAGCGACGGUGAAAAGAGUGCCAAACAUGUCGUUCAAUUCAUCCGCCAACCUCACUGGCUAGAGGAACGACCAAACCCUAAAUAUCCUCCAGCUGUUAAAUGGAUUUUCCGCAAUGUGCCGUUCGCGAUGCGCCUUUUCCGAAGUAUUCUCUUCCUCUACCUCGAGAGUUACUUCCCUACUUUCAAGCGCGUCGCUGGAAAGAAGACUCGCGAGCAGAGAAUGAAGACCCAAACGGCGUACCUGAGGAAAACGGCGCCAGAGAAGUACCAUGACAUUUUGAUUCCGAAGACAGAGCUUGGUUGCAAGCGCCGAGUCAUGGACACGGAUUAUCUCGCCUGCUUGCACAGGGAAAACAUGGAGCUGGUCCACUCGGACCCAAUUGAAUCGAUAACGGCCACAGGUGUGCGAACAAACUCAGGCCGAGAGAUCCAUGCAGAUGCUGUUAUUCUUGCAACGGGCUUCAAAGCCAACCAGCCUCUUUUCCCGAUUGAAAUCCGAGGCGAGAAUGGAGUCAGCAUGACCGAGCACUGGGAAAACAGCUACUCUCACGCGCCGCAAGCGUAUUACGGUACAUGCGUCUCCGAAUUCCCUAACCUCUUCGUCCUCGUUGGCCCAAACACGGUAACCGGACAUACGUCCGCCAUCUUCACAACAGAGUGUCAAAUCGAUUUAACACUCAAGCUCCUUGGUCCCAUCCUCAGCCCCCUCCACCGGCCCCCUCCAUCGGUUUUGUCAAGAUUGCUCUGGAACCCAUUCUCUUCCUCGCACCCUGCCCCGACCACCGUUGCCGUAACGCCCGAGGCAGAAGAGAAGGAUAGCAAGUGGAUCGACGAAGCAAGUAAAGGAUUUGUCUGGACGAGCGGAUGCGCGAGCUGGUAUUUGCAUCCCUCGGGGCGGAAUAUGACGCUUUACCCUGCUAGUCAGAUAAGCUUUUGGCUGCGAGGAGUAUUUGAGCCCGUGGCGAGGAACUUCGUGUACAAAACGAGUACGAAGGCGGCGGUUGAAGAUGGGAAGACGAAAUAG